Messenger RNA from Nematolebias whitei (Rio pearlfish), 2155 nucleotides. Its product is annotated as Xan_ur_permease domain-containing protein. Gene Ontology annotation, cellular component: membrane. The transcript has 12 exons. The record is from RefSeq and is a predicted model, not a curated record. Gene Ontology annotation, molecular function: transmembrane transporter activity. The coding region runs from base 106 to 1929 and encodes 607 amino acids. NCBI's taxonomy places the organism in Eukaryota, Metazoa, Chordata, Actinopteri, Cyprinodontiformes, Rivulidae. Gene Ontology annotation, biological process: transmembrane transport.
UCCAGUCCAGUGCACUCUGGAUGGUUUUCCUCUCCUCUGACUGUUUUUUCCCUUUAUUUUAUUUUUUUAGCACACCUAAACCUGAGCCCAUAGGCUAAAGCAGACAUGACAGCAGAAAAGGAAAGUAAUGGACUUGACAACUACGGCUUUGCGCUUGAGGGACAUUUCUGUGAUCUACCUGAAAAAGCAGACAAGCUGGACGCCUCUGCUGAUGACAGCAAUAACAAACUGGCAUACAUCGUAACAGAUGUUCCUCCUUGGUACCUCUGCAUUCUUUUAGGCACUCAGCACUGUUUGACAGCAUUUGGAGGUAUCAUUGCCAUCCCUCUGAUCCUGUCUGAAGCGUUGUGUCUGCAACAUGAUGGCCUUACACAAAGCUACCUCAUCAGCACAAUCUUCUUUGUUUCUGGUGUUUGCACGUUGUUGCAAGUUACCUUCGGCAUUAGAUUGCCCAUUCUUCAAGGUGGCACGUUCACAUUGUUGGCUCCCUCCAUGGCGAUGCUGUCCAUGCCAGAGUGGACUUGUCCUGCUUGGACGCAAAAUGCCAGUUUAGUAAACACGUCGUCCGCAGAGUUCAUGGACGUGUGGCAGAGUCGAAUGAGAGCACUGCAGGGCUCCAUUAUCGUGGGCUCACUCUUCCAGGUGUUUGUCGGUUUCUCUGGUCUGAUUGGUCUCUUCAUGCGCUUCAUUGGACCUCUGACCAUUGCUCCCACUAUCUCUCUCAUUGGACUAUCCCUGUUUGACUCUGCUGGGAGCAGUGCUGGCAACCACUGGGGAAUUUCAUCAAUGACCACAGGUCUGAUCAUUCUGUUCUCACAGUAUCUCCGCCACAUCGCCAUGCCUCUUCCUACGUACAGCAAGGACAAAAAGCUUCACAUCUCUCGAGCCUACAUCUUUCAAAUUCUCCCCGUUCUGCUUGGAAUCACAGUUUCUUGGCUCAUCUGCUACAUUCUGACUACAUAUAAUGUGUUUCCUGCUGAUCCAGAAUGCUAUGGUUACCUCGCACGCACAGACCUGAAAGGAGAAGUUAUAGGCAGAGCUCCCUGGUUUACGUUUCCACACCCAGGACAAUGGGGGAUGCCAACUGUGAGCCUGGCAGGGGUGGUUGGCAUCUUGGCUGGGGUGAUUUCCUCCAUGAUAGAGUCUGUUGGGGAUUAUCAUGCAUGUGCAAGGUUAUCUGGAGCUCCACCCCCACCAAAACAUGCCAUCAACAGGGGUAUUGGAAUUGAAGGACUGGGCUGCCUGCUGGCAGGUGCAUGGGGUACAGGAAAUGGAACCACUUCUUACAGUGAGAACAUUGGAGCACUUGGUAUUACAAAGGUUGGCAGUCGAAUGGUGAUUGUGGCCAGCGGCGUGUUCAUGGUUGUGAUGGGAAUACUUGGGAAAGUGGGUGCUAUAUUUACUACUAUCCCCUCACCAGUGAUGGGAGGGAUGUUCAUGGUCAUGUUUGGGGUGAUUUGUGCAGCAGGAGUUUCUAAUCUUCAGUAUGCAGACAUGAAUUCAUCUCGAAACAUCUUCAUUUUUGGAUUCUCCAUGUUUACUGGUUUGGCUAUUCCCAACUGGGUAUUAAAGAACCCAAAGGCUAUUGCUACAGGUGUAAUUGAAAUUGAUCAGAUGCUGCAGGUACUUCUGACAACCAGUAUGUUUGUAGGAGGCUUCUUUGGAUUCAUGUUGGACAACACUAUUCCAGGAUCCAAACAGGAAAGAGGGAUCCUGGCCUGGAACAAGGCUCAUGAGGAUGACUCCAGUGAAACACUUGAAUGUGGAGAAGUCUACAACCUUCCCUUUGGCAUCAGCUCUUACAUGUCCUCUAUUUCCUGGCUGCGAUAUGUCCCUUUCUGCCCUCCUGGUUUACCCCACUCCCAGGAGCCGAAGCAGCCACUGGGAAAUCCAGAGGCGGGACAGAUCAUUAUUGGAGUGAGUGUGUGAGUUGUGUAUUCACUCUAAUUUGCCAUCUUGGAAAACCUGUCCAUCAAAGGCAGCUCAUUUUGUGCCACAUCCUGAAGUCACUGUACUGUAACAACAUAAGCAUUUAAAUGAUCUUUAGGAGUGACAUCUUUCAUUAAUAUCAUGCAACAAUAUGAUGUUUUUUAAUAUCCAUUCUCACUAGAGUUCACUAUAAAAUGCUAUGAGGUCAAAGUAAUACGGGGAGAUU